Messenger RNA from Rhizophagus irregularis DAOM 181602=DAOM 197198, 378 nucleotides. The record is from RefSeq and is a predicted model, not a curated record. Lineage: Eukaryota; Fungi; Glomeromycota; Glomeromycetes; Glomerales; Glomeraceae.
AUGACAGUCUUUCGCAAGAUUUCAUUAAUGUUAAGUGACGCUGAUGAUUAUAAUGUUAAUAUUCAAGUUGGAGAAAAUGAGAAUAUAAAAGAAUUUCAUGCGCAUUCAAAUGUUUUGAGAGCUCGUUCUCCUUAUUUUAAAAAAAUUGUUGCUUGGGAUUAUUUAAUUAAAUGGGGUAUUGAUCAAACUCCUGAUUUAGGAAUUAAUAAUAAUAAUAAAAUUAAUUGGAAUAAUAACAAUUAUGAAUCAUUAAAGAAAACUUUAAAUCAAUUUAUUCCUCUUAUUAGAUUUUCAGAAAUUGAUUCCGCUGAUUUUUAUGAUCAAGUACGCCCUUAUAAACAAAUUAUUCCUCAAUAUAUUUAUGAGAAUUUUAUUUGA